Pseudophryne corroboree (corroboree frog) is the source of this 3487-nucleotide messenger RNA. RefSeq names its product LDL receptor related protein 10 (gene LRP10). Gene Ontology annotation, cellular component: plasma membrane. The transcript is spliced from 5 exons. Bases 319 to 2187 code for a protein of 622 amino acids. The record is from RefSeq and is a predicted model, not a curated record. NCBI's taxonomy places the organism in Eukaryota, Metazoa, Chordata, Amphibia, Anura, Myobatrachidae. Gene Ontology annotation, molecular function: protein binding; low-density lipoprotein particle receptor activity.
CAAAUGCAUCUCCCACAGAGAAUAAGACACUUGGGAAAAGCGGAGACAUGAGGGGACAAGCAUGAUAAGAAAUCAGCGAGUUAGUAGUUACGGCGUCAUGCAGAGUGACAGCUAGCAGAGCCAGCAGCAGGGGGCGCCAGGGAGACGGAAGAGCCCCGUGUUGGGGAAGGAGGAAGUGCAGCGGAGAAUAACAAGGAACAGGAAGGGGAGAGAGAGGGGCAGCAGCGGUGAACGCAAGAAUAUCCCCACAAAGUUACAGAGUAGCAGCCCAGAGUGCCCGGCAUGACACGCCACUGAUGUGACUCUCCCCGCAGCAGCAUGUCUCUCCGGCUCACACUCCUCCUGUUCGGACAUCUAGUAUUCAUAAAAGGAGAUUACGCAUUUGACUCCGCUCCCUGUCUUCCAGGUUUCUUUCAGUGCAACUCUGGCUGCAUUCCCCUCUUCUCACUCUGUGAUGGUUCCUCGGACUGUGCAGAUCAAUCUGAUGAACUGGCAUGCCCGUCAGCCUGCAACUUCACACUCAAAGAUUUCUACGGUGUCUUUUCUCCUCCUGGAUUUCCAGGAGCUCUACCCUCCCCACUGCCGCCUUAUUGCCAAUGGCUAAUUGACUCUGAAGAUAGCCGAGGUCUUGUUCUGCAGUUUUCUACACUUCAGCUGUCUGCACUAGAUACGCUUGUAGUGUAUGAGCAUAGUAUUGGGGAUUUUCCACGUCUUCUCCGUGCCUUGGACCAACAGAGUAAUGGGAAAUCGGUCACUGUGGAGUCUGUUGGAGGAAGAGUCAUUGUUGUUUAUUACUACUACAAAAAUAUCCCACAUAGUCCUAAUAUUAAGUCCUCUGUAAACUAUGACUCAGACUUUAAUUCAAGGCCUCAAGAUCGUGACUCUGGCCCCCAUUUGUCUGAUCUACUAGGAUCACCACCUUCCCGUUCUCACCUUCCUUAUGCAUGGUUUCCAUCUUUUCGCCCCCGAGGGUUCAAUGCAACUUACCGUGUACGGGGCUAUUGUCUUCCCUGGGACCAACCUUGCGGUUCCAGUCCAGGUAUAUUAUGGGAUGAUGGAGUAGAGGUUGGUGGUGGCUGUUUCUCAGACUCACAGCGUUGUGAUGGAGUCUGGGAUUGUGCCAAUGGCAGAGAUGAAAUUAAUUGUACUGGCUGUGCCGAAGGUCAUUAUCCAUGUGCCAUGAGCCGUGCCUGUUACCCUAUUUCUGAAAGGUGUAAUUACCAAACUUCAUGCCAAGAUGAGACGGAUGAAAAAGGCUGCCGCGGGUGUCAACCUGGUGGCUUCCACUGUGACUUGGAGCGCUGUGUGUACGAAGCAUGGGUGUGUGAUGGCCAAGCUGACUGUCAGGAUGGCAGUGAUGAGAAGAACUGCGGGUACACCCUUCCACGUAAAGUGAUUGCGGCAGCUGUUAUUGGAAGCUUGAUCUGUGCCACAUUACUUGUGGUAGCAUUAGGCUGUACAUGCCGACUCUAUACUUCACGAGCACGAGAGUAUAGCAUUUUUGCCCCUCUGUCCAGAGUUGAUGCAGAGCUGAUUCAGCAGCAGGCCCCACCAUCUUAUGGGCAAUUGAUCGCUCAAGGAGCUAUACCAGCUGUGGAUGACUUCCCCACCGAAAGCCCCAAUGAUGGCUCAUUCAUGGGGAAUCUUCGUAGUCUACUGCAGUUCCUAAAUCAGGCACCACCCCUUCCUCCAGGAGGCCAAAAUGAGCUACCAAGACGACGCCCACCCCGUCCUGUUAGACGCCUUCUCCGCCGACUCCGAAGAUGGGGACUCCUUCCUCCUCGUACACAAGGGACACAAACUGAGCCACCUCAGGAUCAGAGACCCGGUUCUUCACCACUGGCAUCAGAAGGCAGUGACCCCUCCUCAGCUUCACUGUUACAAGUGAAGACUCCUUUAGUACCUCCUGAUUUUUCCGUUUCUCUGACUGAGCCUUCUGUUAAUCCUCAUUACAUCUUCCCAGCUGAGGAUAGGAGUGGACUGAUGAUGGGAAUGGUACAAGUCGUCAGGGAAAGGAUCUUUCAACCCCUGGGUGGAGAGGUUCUUUCAGAGGCAAGAAGAAGCGAGAGGUUUGGGGAGGGGGGUGAGGAACUAGAAAGGCCUGAAGAAGAGGAUGAAAUGUUGUUGUUGCCAUUGACUGAGAGUUUUGAUGGGGGAUCUGAAGAUGUGGGAUUAAUUGUAUGUUAGCACUGCUUGUGCUGUAUCCUCUUUACUUUUGCCUAAUUACACACUCCUAAUUUGCUAUGCUGACUGGAUAUUCACCCAAGCUUUUAAUUCCCCACCAAUCAGUGAGACUUAUUUUAUGAUUGCAACAAAUAGCUGGAGAGAAUAAUUCGUGCAGACAAUGGUGGCAAGGAAAUCAUGUGCCAAUGAGGGGAUUUGUUACAGAUAUGGAACCCAGUCUCAGGCAGUGGUAGAUGCACACCUGUACCAUGAAUUCGUCUUCAGCUGCUCAACAUACUUUAAGUCACAGUAAUAGAUACUGGAAAAUGAAGCUGUAGUACAUUUGUAAAGGGUUUGUAGAUAUUGUUGCAACCUUAGGGGACAAAAUAAAACCACUCUGCCAGUUAGAUUUAUAAUCCUUGGGAAAUUAUCCAUUAUGCUGAGAUUUUUAUAGUCGCUAUUCGCUUGGAAUUACCUUAUUCCAGCCUGUAUCAAAGAGAUUUGAUAGGUCAAAAACCAAAAAAUGUGGAGUAGAAUGACUUGCAUGCCGGUCUUCUGCAAAGUACUUUCUUAUGUGCUAGAGUUGAAGAAUCACUAUAGUGAGAGGUUGGAGACCUGAUUGAGGCCAUGACUCUACAACCUUCAAUUCCGUUACCUUGCAGGAUUGAAAUAAUGUUUUCCGAUGAAGUUAAUGAACCUCCAGUUAAUGUGUACAUGAAUUAUUUUAAUUAAAUUUGGAUAAUGAACCGUUUUAAGACGAUAUUUUAUUGCAAAGCUUUGCAAUAAGGUAUUUCUGUUUAUUUUGUUUCACUAGGAUGUAAUGUUAAUAUUGAUCAUGGUUCCACAGUGUACCCAUUUGCUGUCACUUUGACUUCAUUUCCAUCUCUUUAUGCUGUUCUGACAAUCGGUAGAGUGAAAUUCUUCACGUUAUACUCACUUCCGUCACUCUGAAGAUGAAUCACCCUUAGCAAGCCUCCCCAAGUUGUAUGUGUGGAAAUAAGAUUAAUGUUUUAUUUUUCUAUUAAAAAUAAAUUGCUGAGGUAUUCUGUUUUGUCAGUGCACCCAGUAUACAGUGGUCCAUGCCAGAUUUGUGCUCCAUUCUCCCUGCACAAGGUGUUCUAUGUGGUAAUUUAUACUUUUGCAGCUAUUCAGUUCUGCACUUCUUCACCUACAGACACUCGGAACCCCAUAGGUUGGAUGGAUUUUAUUUUGUUACAGAAUGGGUUAAUGACUGGUGUGAGUUUGUAAGCUGUGCUGACUAAAUUAUUUAUUUUCUGUGACUUUGUAAAAAUAAAUCUUUGUGCUGAAGCAUAUUGUCAAGUCA